Molecule: messenger RNA, 4681 nt
Organism: Ruditapes philippinarum (Manila clam)
Lineage: Eukaryota; Metazoa; Mollusca; Bivalvia; Venerida; Veneridae
Exons: 4
Coding region: 492-1670 (392 amino acids)
Source: RefSeq, a predicted model, not a curated record
AUUGAUUUCAAAGUGCGAUCAAUACAAGGUCGGGAAAUAUCGCAGAAUUGCUGGAUGCUAUAUUUAGAUGUAUUGGCAUACGAGGAAAAAACGAUACUCUCCGAGGAUUUCCAAAUGCCGGCACUAUGACGGAGUCGUGCAGUGAUUGAUUUUAUUUCUUAUGCCAUAGAUUUAACGAUUUUACACCGAUAUCAUGUAUUAAAUGCAAAUUGGAAGUAACUACUUGGUGAUUAUAUCAAUUUACGAAAUCACAAAUCACAUUUCACAAAGCAUGAUUUUGCAACCAAGGACAUUGCGUCCAUGAAGCUGAUUUGAGGCUGGGAACCAAAAAUACUGCCAAGACUGUGAUAAGAUCAUAUGUAGCUGCAGUGAUGUGGACGUCUGCAAGAAUUCUGAUAUUUCCAACACAUAUUAUCUUUGGGGCAGACGUGAAAAGGUAAAGAGGAAAAAAGCGCGAAAACAAACAUAAAUAACCAAUCGUGUCACCAAAAAUGUUUUCUCGGCUCUGUUAUAUAAAUAUGUGUAUGGCAAGUUUGAUUGUAUCGUUUGGGGCUCAACUUAUUGCAUUUGCCGCUCCCGGGUGGCUCAACGUCACCAUUGAGACGUCAAUUUUCUACGAUCAAGUUUAUUCUACAGUUGUGAGUCAAAACUUUGCCCUAUGGUACCUUGUGAUAUGCUGGAAUGGAACUUGCUUGACUAAACCAUACGAUCGAUUGUCGUCUGGGGAUGAUCAAAGUUCAAAUGGCAAAGACAAAUUUGAAGACCGACUGGAUCAGAAUUUCACAGCCAGAUAUUCUAGGUUUCCGUUUCCAAGACUUCUCGAGUUUCAAAUUGAGACAGCUUGUGCUCUGGUGCUCAUACUGAUGGGCCUUAUAAUGAUGAGGAAACAAAAGAAGAGCUUUGAGUUAUUUAUAGCAGGGAAAAGCGACGAGGAACCACGACAAUCUCGAUUCUGUAUGGUAUUUUGUUAUGCAGUUAUUUCAGGUGCUUUAAUACUAGUCCCAACUUCCACGUUUAUAGAUGUCAAUGAAGAUCUCAGGGUUUUGUCUGAUAAUUACGAAGUUGACGUUCCAUACGCCCUUAUAUGCGCAGGCGCAGGAGGCUUGUUAGCGCUUUUAUCGUGCCUGCUUAUUGUAGCAACUAUGUGCAAACUAAUUUUAAGCGAAGAUGAGUACGGUAGUGGAAAUCUUUCCGUGGCUGUACACGAUGGUGUCAAUGCAAAUAAUCAACUGGUCCCCCUGGUGGACCCGAAGGCUCAAACUUCUACCGGAGGGUACACACAGUCCGUGUCGACAAAUUCUACGAAUGGAAGUAUACGGAAGAAAACUGUAGCGUUUAAAUCAACUGUAGAAGUGAGAGGCGGGAAAGACAAGUUCAAAAAGAGGGAUGGGGACAAUGGGUGCAAUCGGAGCAACGGAAGCAAUCCAUCGAAUUCUUCACAUGUUAUUAUUAAUACACACGCUGUACAUUCACAUUCUCCUGACAAUACCAGACGACACACAGAGCACGCGCCAUCACCUAGCAAAAGCAGACGACACACAGAGCGCGCGCAAUCCCCUAGCAAAAGCAGACGACACACAGAGCGCGUGCAAUCCCCUAGCAAAAGCAGACGACAUACCAAGCAAACAUAUUCCCCUAACCACACCAUAAAAAAUGAAACUAGUGCUUAGGUACUUGUGUGAACUUUUUUUAUUUUUAACCACUAGAAUGAUGUGAUAUUUUUACCAUACAUAUUUGUUUAAGUUCACAAACCUUCUUCACAUGAAUCAUUUUGACUUUUGUAGUUCUAAUUUUAUUGUAUGUUUAGUCUUUUGAAUGUACCUGAGUAUACUGCCAACUUUGCGCUAGAAAUUCUUUAAGACAAUGUGUUGAGGAAGGGGGUAAACUCGUGUCGAGAUCUGAAUGAACCAAUUAAGUAUCUAUAUUACGAAUUAUAAGUUCUUUUUUAUAUGCUUAAAAGCGGAGCCACGAUAGUGCUUGUGUAGUGUACUUGGUUCCGCCAUUGCUUCACGAGUAGCGUAACAGUAGAAAGUUGUCUUUUACAUAGGUCGAUAGUAAAUCCCUCUUUUAAGAAAACCAUUGGGACUUAACCAAAGUGGUUUCAAUUGCAAGAUGGUCUCUUAAAUGUUUAUUAUUAUCAAGGAAAAUAUAUUUUUAUAAAAGCGGCCCAUGUUGGUCAUUUUCUAUGUACAUGUUGAAACAAUGUAUUUUAAUCUAAAAAUAAAAAAGAAGGAAAAAGAUAUUUUGACACUCAUUUUGGCAAUCAUGAGAACGAAAUUCUUGGGAACUUCGGUUGUAAACAGUAUAUGCUCAUUGGUCUGGUUUAAAAUUUAAAUAUUAAAUGUUGUAUGCAAUUUGCAUUUCAAAUAAGAAUCAAAUUCUCUACAAAAUACAUGUGAAUUUAACCACUCUGAAUUUGAUUUUCUCACCUUGUAUUAUUGUAUUCUUUGUAUAAUCGUCUAAUCACAUUGUUUCAUGCCAAAUAAAGAAUAAAACAAAUAAUAUUGUGAUUGAAAAUGAUGGUCUAAAUUGUGUAUAAGCGGGAAAGUCUUAGAUAUGGUUCUUCUCACAAUUGAAAUAUGAAAAAAAUCUUUUUUUAUUUCAAAUUUGGUCUUAAUAAUGCUGCGGUCUUACUUUAGAGUAUAUCUUAAAUAGGAGUAUAAUAUAAACUGUAACGUACGUUGCUUUUCAUUAUACGUUUACAUUAUCUAUAUAUACGGUUGCUGUCAAAUUAAUAAAUAAAACAUGCAUUCAUUUUGCCCCAAAUUAAAGGUUUUUGCUAUAUAAUAAAUUUGUUAUAGAUAUUUUUGAUAGGUUAUAUAGACGUGUAUAUAUUAUGGCUGUUUACAACUGAAUAUAACAGAUCAGACUUUACCAUAUGUCCUAUUAAAAUCUUUGUAAUUAUAAAUCUGCCGGCACUGGCAUGACCUAUGAUGUAUUUCACCAACCCUACAACUUACGGAUUGCCAGAAGGUCCAUGGAAUUUUGUGUUAAGAAAAUUUAAUCUUCUCUCCACUUUAAUGCCAAAUAUAAUUUUUGAAAAGUUCAUAAUGAUCCAUUUUUGAAGCAUUCUCCCUGCUUGUUUCCUAAAACAAUAUCUUUCUCAUGUUUGAUUUGUAUUACCAUAUAUUACUUAUAUUCCCAUGGCAAAAUAUCAGAUAAAUAUAUCUUAUUGAUCCCGGAGGAAUUGUUUCUCCGAAUUUAUUACUGUGUGCAUCAAUUUGUUUGUGAUAUUUUCAUAUAAAUGCAAUGAGAAUUAAGUUAUCGUUUAUUUAUCGUCUGCUGACGUCAUGGACGAGUUUACGAUCUGGCGGUGCGUCGGUGGUUAUAACACUGUCUGUAAGCUCCUACCAGUCUGCAAGCUCCUACCAGAAACAAUUGUGGUUUACUUGUCACAUGUAACAUUGAAUGUGGUUCAAUUACGUACAUUUUAUAUUCAUGAGAAAUUUAAGUUUAAAAAAUUAAUUUAAUUAAUUUUUUCAUAUUAUCCUCAGAAAAUGCGCAAGUUACAUGUAAUUUUCACUUUUCGAGUAAUUUUAUAUACCAAGUUGCAAAAGAAAGUGUGCACUUGGUUACAGGGAACUUUUAUAUACUAAUUAAGUAAAGUAUGAACAUAUUUGCUAUCAAAAUUAGCAGAAAUAGUUUGACGGUUGAUAUUUAAUAGAAAGAUUAUUAUCAGAACUUUGGUUAAACAGCUGAGGGAUAAAAAAAUAAAUUUACAGAAUUGUUUUCUUUUUGUAAUGCGGUUUUUCCUUUUGAUAGUUAUAUUUUUGAAUGGAACAUGACUCGAACCCAAGUCCAUAUGGCAUUAUAUAAUGUUCAUGCAGUCUCAAACAGUUUCUUUGAUCCAUAGAUCAGAUAAAUGCAACAAAAACUCAUUAAUUGUCACAUAACGAGAUAAAAAAAUACAAAAAAACUGUUAAAAAUAACAAUUUUGCAACUUUUAAUUUUCAACCUUCCGCUUUUUACCCGUAACCAAACCUCUGAUAAUUAUCAAACCAAACUUCAACACAAAGUAAACUAUUGUAUGGUCAAUACUUUUCUGCAAACUUUGAUACUAUUUGCCACUUUUUUGCUUUUGUAUGUAUUCAAAAUUUCCAAGUUACCAAGUGCCCAAUUUAGUUUAAACAUAUUAAUUUAACAAAUUCUUGCAAACGAGCCCGCUUUCUGGAACCAACCAGUUCUGGAAUCAAAUGAAGAAACAUGGUCGUGACCCGAGUAAUGCUCGAACACAUGAUCCAUGGGUUGAGAGGCAGACACCUUAACAGCUAGGCCACCGCUCACCUUAAGUGCACACUUUCUUUUGCAACUAAGUGUAAAAAGAUAAAAGAUGAAGUAAAGUUCUGUUACAAUUUCUAAUAUAUUAAAAGUAUGUUGUAUAAUUUACAUUAUUUUCGUAAGAAUAAUAUAUUUAAUGAUAGGAUUUAAUCAUAUAUUGUUAAAAUCAUAAAAAGGUAUUUUUUGUAUGUUUCUCUUCUUUAAGAAGCUUUAUAAAAUUAUAGAUAUUUCUGAAAGCCUAUACACUAAUUAUUAUUGAUGUGCAGAGAUAUUUUGUAAUCGUAUGUUUUUAAUGCAAUUUUCUAUGUUCUGAAGAUUAAAACUUGCUGUGAAUAUCACGAAAUACGUGUGCUAUUUUUUGUAUGUUUUCUUGCCAAGAGUGAACUAAAUACAUUAGUUUUAA